Pedinophyceae sp. YPF-701 is the source of this 1455-nucleotide messenger RNA. Lineage: Eukaryota; Viridiplantae; Chlorophyta; Pedinophyceae. The record is from the annotation of a GenBank genome assembly.
AUGACGGCCGCGAAGAACAAAUACAGCCUGUUUAGAGUUCAAGAGGAGCGGAACAUCGCCCGGCGCGAGCAGGAGCUCAAGGAUGCAGACGUCAACAAGUACUACACCGUGCAGAAGGCGAUGGAGUCGGGGAUGCGCAACAUGGAGAAGGACCGGGACAGGCGCAAGCUCCGAGAGGCCCGCGAGCGCGAGUUCGAGGCCGAGGUGCUGCAAUCCGUGUACGAGGCGCAGCGCAUGGCGGAGCUGCGCGCGAAGCAGGCGGAGGACCGGGAGCGGCUGGCGGGGGCGCUGGCGGAGCGGCAGCGCGCGCGGGAGUGCAAGGUCCGCGAGGUGCAGCAGCUGCGGCUCGAGAGCGAGGAGCUGCGGUGGCUGCAGGAGAAGAUCCGGACGGCGCAGAUGGCGCACGACCGGCAGGUGCAGCUGCAGGAGGCGCAGGUGCUGCGCGGGCGGGAGGAGGAGUACUCGCGCGUGCAGGACGAGGCGAUGGCGGAGCGGCUGGCCGGGGAGCUGGCGCGGGAGGAGGAGGAGAAGCGCGUGCGGCACGAGGUGAUGCUGCAGGCGCGGCGCGUGCUCGAGGAGCAGAUGGAGGAGCGCCGCGAGGCGCAGCGGCUGGCGCGGGAGGAGUUCGAGCGGGAGCGCGCGCUGGUGGACGAGAUCGCGCGGAGCGUGGAGGCGGAGGAGGCGGCGGAGGGCGAGGCGAAGCGCCGGAAGCAGGAGGAGGCGCGCGAGUACAUCCGGCGGUUCCUCCUCGAGCAGGAGAAGCUGCGGGCGGAGCGGGAGGAGCGCGAGCGCGCGGAGGAGGAGGAGAUCCUGCGGUACGCGGCCAUGGUGCGGGCGCGCGAGGCCGAGGAGGAGGAGCGCCGGAACCAGAAGCAGGCCGCGGCGGACCGCGUGUACGAGGAGCAGAAGGCGCGCAUGGAGGGCGAGAUGGCGCGGCGGGAGGAGGAGGAGCGGCUGAUCAACCUCAUGCGCGAGGAGGAGGAGUCGGAGCGCCACCGCCUCGCGGAGGAGGCCGACGCCGCGCGGCGCGAGGCCAUGAAGCGCGAGAUGCUCGAGGCGAACGAGUACCAGCGCGCGCUGCGCAUCAAGCGGCUGCAGCAGGAGAAGGAGGAGGAGGAGGAGUUCCGCCGAAAGAUGCUCGAGAAGUUCGCCGAGGACGAGCGCAUCGAGCAGCUCAACGCGCAGCGGCGGCGGCAGAAGCAGCUCGAGCACCGGCGCGAGGUGGAGCGGCUCGUGGCGCUGCGGCGCGAGCUGUACGAGCGCGCGGUGGCGCUCGAGGAGGAGGACCGCGCCGCCGAGCAGGCGCGCGACGCCAGGAAGCAGGCUCUGAUCGAGGAGGAGCGCCGGCGGCUGCUGCGGGAGGCGGCGCACCUCAAGGACUUCUUCCCGAAGGGCGUGCUGCAGCAGCUCGAGGACCUGCAGCUCGUCAGCGACGCGGCUGCAGGGAAGGCCUGA